ACUUUCGGUAGCUAUCAAGGGAGAAAUCGUCGAAUUCUGAGACUGCGGAGGCUCAUGUGUAACAUCAAACCUCCUGAAAUCGUAGCCAUAGACAAUCUAAAAAAUGAAUAGCCUGAGUCCUGACUGUACAGAAUUAAAACAUGCAUAUGAUGCAUGCUUCAACAAUUGGUUCAGUGAAAAGUUCCUGAAAGGAGACUCAAAAGAUGCAUGUGGGGAUCUUUUCAGGAAAUAUCAGGAGUGUGUCAAGAAUGCCAUUGUAGAGAAGGGGAUUGAUAUAGACGAGGUAGAGAAGGUUGUAAUAGGAACAGAAUCAGAGAAACAGCCCCCUCCACACUGAUGUAUUACCGAUGGUAAGCUAAUCUUAGCAGUAGUUGAUGAACUUUUACCUCACUUCAAUUGAGAAAAGAUGGAUUAAUUGAAAAUCAUGCAGCCUGAUGGUCAUCCUUCCAUGAAAUCCAAGACAUUUUAUAUCAUCUCUCUUUUUUUUUUUUUUUUUACAAAUGAUGGAUGAUGCUUAAUAUAUGCUUUAUAUAUUGUUAGCAUAAAUUUCACGAACAUGUAUGUGGUAUUCAUGGGUGAAAAAUUUUAAACCAGUAAAGUGAUGAUUACAGAGAUUAUAACUAAUAAUGAUGGUGAUGUUAAUGGCAGUGAUGAUGAUGAAGAUGUUGUUGGCAGUGAUCGUGAUGAUAAAUUAACUUCAGUGUUGGAGCUAAUUAUGAUGUUGAUCAUAUAGACGUCUGAUAUAAAAUUGUGAUUACUAUGGUGGAUGAUGAUGAGAAAGGAUUUGUAGAAUAAACCUGGAAGAAAUGUCUUUCUUGAAAUAUUAAACUUCAGUAUGUGUAAUCCCUGUGCUGUUAGUUUACACAUAAAUGCAUUGUUUAAAGGAAAAAGAAAAUACUAAUAAAUGAGUAGUUCAUAAAUAAAAACAAAUUUUAUCUAGCCACAGAGUAUAUAUAUACUCUGUGGCUAGAUAAAGAUUACAUACCCUCAAAUCGUUGUUAAUUUUGCUUUAUACAUGAUUUUUGUAUUAUCAUACCUUUUCAUAAUUUGUUUUAAUUUGUUUUAACAUCUCAUAAUGUUUGUUAGGAUACUUGUACCCUUUUCUCAAUGUUAAUGGCUAUUUUCCUGUUCACAUGGGCCAGAAUCUUAGCCUUUAACCUUUCUAAGGAAAUACUUGCGUUCUCACUGUACAAAAUUCUGUAACCCUGGACUAGUGGUAGGUUACAUGUAUUCAUGAGUGCUUACCUCUGAUUGGAGAAUAGGGCUAGCUCCAUUGUGCCUUUGGCAUGCAUGGGGUAUCAUCCUUAGUGGCUUGGUUUCUGAUGAUAAUUCUUAACUACAGACGUCCAUGCUAAUCAUCACAAUUGCUAGAGUGUUGGGGGUGAUUCAAAAGAUUUAAGUAUGACUAAGAGUUUCACUGAAAUGCCUAGUUGCGUGCUUGGCUUGGUUUCUGAUGAUAACUCUUAACUACAGACUUCCAUGCUAAUCAUCACAAUUGCUAGAGUGUUGGGGGUGUUUCAAAAGAUUUAAGUAUGACUAAGAGUUUCACUGAAAUGCCUAGUUGCGUGCGGCAUAAGACAUUACCGCAUUGGUCAGAUCAUGCGAAGAGGCUGCGCACUACUGCGUAUUAAUCAAUAAGAUUGUGUGUUGCCGUGUUGCGUACCAUUUAUGCAUCAACAUUUAAGUGCGACACUAAGUAGUACUUAAAUCUUUGUGAACCCCCCCCCCCCGUACUAUUGAUGGGGUUAGCGGUUAGCCUACUAUGUUAAAAGGUCAUAAGGGAAGAAAGUUGACUAAACUUAAUCCUGGACUGUAGAUGGAGCUACAUGUAACUUGAUCAUUUAGAAAAGGGUACAGUAUUGAUCGUUAGAAAAGGGUACAGUAUUGGUCUUGGAUAUGCAGCUCAUAUAGGUUGAAUAAUUCUUUGUGCCAUAUCAUGAUUCUGAGGUGCUCUGAAUCCAAUCAAUUUCUUAAAAGUCAAGUCCACACUCUCCCCCCCUAAAAAAAAAAAAAUUAUAAUAGAGAAAAUUCAAACGAGCAUGACAAUGUAUAUUUCUGCCAUUUCAAAGUUUACCCUCAUUUCACAAAGAGUUUAUAUGUGCACAACACAGCUGAUAUGCAGAUGUGAAAACCAAUUUUAUGCUGAUAUACACACUCACUUCUUUUUUUGUAUAUUGUAAUAUGAUAUGUGAAAUAUUCAACUUUUACUCCAAUAAUGUAAAACUUGUAUUGAUUUCUUAUAAUCUAAUGUUAUUUUUAUAGGAAUUGAUUUUCUCUAACAAAGAUUCAGUACAAAUCUUUGUUUUUAUAUAUUUUAGAUAAAUUGAAUAUGACCGUUCUUGUAAUGCAAGUGACACUUAAACAUGCCAUAACUUUUUAAUUUAUUUUAACAUCAAAUUUUCAGUGCAGUGCCUGCCUGAUUUUACUCUUAUUUGUUCAAAUUAAUUUGAACUUCUGAAAUUAACUUCUUCUUGUGGUGUAUUUAACAAUAGAUUUUUGACAAAUGAAUGCAAGUAUUAUAUUUUAUAUUUGCUUUACAAGUCUAGUUACAUUGGAUAAAUAUUGCUUUGUCUUAAGCUUGUUUUAUGAUAACUUAUCUUGAAAUGCCACAUACAUGUACAUGUAUCAGGGAUUAUUUUAUUUGUAGGUAUGUUUAUAUAUAUUUGAUAUUUCUUGAUUGAUUUUCAAAUGAUACAAUAAUACUUUUACUACAGUCUUGUAGAAGUGUUUUUUUUUUUAGAUCUUGAAAGCACAUGUUGAUAAUUACUAAUAAUUUGUUUGAACCACAAUCAUUUGCGACAGUUCAAGACUGCCUGAACCUAUUGAAUAUUUCAGUGAUUUUGGAAUACAUUGAUUUGCUAUGAAAAGUAAUUGAUUUAAAAAAAAAAAAUAAUAAUAUAUGUAUUGGUUUACUUAAAACCGCUUAAGAUCAGUUGGGAAACAAAGAUGUGUAAAUAUUGACUUGUUGAGUAAUUAAUUAUUGUUUUCAGUACGUCUGGAAAUUUUUUUUCAGCCCUGAAGCAGAAGGAACAGUUUAAAGUGCAUUUUCAGUCUUCAAUACAAAAAAAAGAACAGUGAUAACAUCUUGUGGCACAAAAGAAUAACGAUGUUCCUUUUUAUAUUGGAGAUAAUUCAUGAGUUGUUACUUUUUUAUAAAUACAUUGUUUCUGAAAGUGGUACUCCGGGCCGAAAAUGAUAUGAAUUAGAGUAAAGAAGAAAACAUUGAAUACAGAAGUUAUUGAAUUUUACAGUUUGCAAAUGCAGUAGAGCAAGCUGAUGAUCAUGUCUACACUUUACCUUUUCUUACUCAUUACGUGUAUUGCAAGUAUUUAAUCAAAUCAAAUGACUUGUGCAGGAUGAUUAUUGAAUAUCGCAAGAGACAUUAAAGGAAUACUAGCACUGUAUGCUUCCAAGUCACAGUCAAAACCAUUUUAGGUACAUGUAAAUAAACUCGUAGGUUUCAUUAUAAAAAACAUGCUUUCCUCCUGAUUUUGAACAAUUAAGUCAUCUCAAUCUCAAUUUGUUUUCAUACUCCAUGAAAGUGCAUCAAAUACCAGUCAUUAUAUUAGUAAUAUCAGAUCAUCAUCAAAGCUCGGGUCAAAACUUUGAUGAAAGUACUAGUACGUAUUUUGUCGUAGGUCCAUUUAAUGGACACAUCCACACAUUUUCUUAUUCAUUGAAGCUUAUAUAAGAAAGUGCAUCUGUCAAAUCUUAUGUUGCAUGUGUAUAUUCAAAAUUUAAUAAUAUUUAAAAAUAAGAUAAUUUCAGGGUACGGCUAUUUUGCUGUAUGGCAUAUAUUGCACAAAAUUAAAGAGGGCAUCAAAAUUUACAAUGACAAUAAUAGGGGCAAUGAGUAUAACCAACAAGAGCAUCCACAACAUUGCCCCUUCAUGACCUUGCAUUAUCAAAUUGUGUAUCAAAGAAUAAAUGGGAGAAAAAAGAAAGAAAAGGUUUAUGUUAAUAAGUUAAUGUUCCUGCUUAAUUGAAUUGUGUAUAAUAAUGUAGACAAGACUGUCAUAGACGUUCCACUUGUGAGAGUAUGCUUCUCAUGCUUCAUGCAUAUUGUAUGAUGUGUUGUGCUCUUUUGAUCAAAUACAGUAAUGAAAACCACACCGUCGACUCUUUUAACGAAUUGGUAAAAUCAACAUUGUAAUGAUUUUGUCCAUUGCAUCGCUGUUAAAUGUACUGCAAUGUUGGCAUAUACAUAGUAUAAAAUAAAAUUGUCUAUGCAAUAUGAGGAAUAAAUUUUAUACAAAGAUUAAA
Lytechinus pictus (painted urchin) is the source of this 4263-nucleotide messenger RNA. Its product is annotated as TP53-regulated inhibitor of apoptosis 1-like. Gene Ontology annotation, molecular function: phosphatidic acid transfer activity. The record is from RefSeq and is a predicted model, not a curated record. Gene Ontology annotation, cellular component: cytosol; nucleus; mitochondrial intermembrane space. Gene Ontology annotation, biological process: phospholipid translocation. The transcript is spliced from 3 exons. The coding region runs from base 104 to 337 and encodes 77 amino acids. NCBI's taxonomy places the organism in Eukaryota, Metazoa, Echinodermata, Echinoidea, Temnopleuroida, Toxopneustidae.